AGAGGUAAAGAUAAAACCAAGCAUGGACUUAAAGUUAAUCAUACUUGCUUCAUUAGUUGGAGGAACAUUUGCUAAACCGAUUGAUUGCAGUGAUUUACAGAAACCGAGAUACAGACCCACAGGUACUUACAGGAUAUUUCCGUACCAAGACGAUAAAGGAAUUCAAGUCAGAUGUGACAUGGAUACAUCUACAGGAGGAUGGACGGUGAUACAAAGGCGUAUAUCUGACUCGGAAUUUUAUAAGAAGUGGCAGGAUUAUAAAGAUGGAUUUGGAGAUCUUACAACAAAUUUAUGGCUUGAAAAUGAAAAGAUCCAUCAGAUUAUAAGGCAGGGAAGAUACGAAUUACGUAUAGAUCUAACAAGUUCUGACGGUAAAACGGCUUUUGCAGAAUAUAAAGAAUUUUCCAUUGGUAACGAACAUUCUGGAUAUAAACUUUACGUAAGCGGGUAAUCUGGAACAGCCGGUGACGCCUUUAUCAAAAAAGGUAAUGGAAUGAAGUUUUCAACAUAUGAUAAGGAUAACGAUGUAUCUCACAACGAGAAGUGUGCUGUUAAGUACCAUGGUGCUUGGUGGUACGAAAAAUGCCACAUUUCAAAUCUGAACGGUGACUAUGGGAACAAGAAAUACGCCACCGGACCUGUUUGGUAUCCAUGGAAAGGAUUCUACAAUCCAAUGAAAACAACUGAGAUGAAAAUUAGACGCAGCUGCUGUUGUAA
Ruditapes philippinarum (Manila clam) is the source of this 717-nucleotide messenger RNA. Its product is annotated as angiopoietin-related protein 7-like. Lineage: Eukaryota; Metazoa; Mollusca; Bivalvia; Venerida; Veneridae. Bases 23 to 451 code for a protein of 142 amino acids. The transcript has a single exon. The record is from RefSeq and is a predicted model, not a curated record.